Aplosporella prunicola CBS 121167 is the source of this 3831-nucleotide messenger RNA. RefSeq lists its product as uncharacterized. NCBI's taxonomy places the organism in Eukaryota, Fungi, Ascomycota, Dothideomycetes, Botryosphaeriales, Aplosporellaceae. Gene Ontology annotation, molecular function: protein binding; phosphorelay sensor kinase activity. The transcript has 2 exons. The record is from RefSeq and is a predicted model, not a curated record. Gene Ontology annotation, biological process: phosphorylation; phosphorelay signal transduction system. Bases 1 to 3831 code for a protein of 1276 amino acids.
AUGUUGGCCUCGAUUUGGAGUAGGGAUGACGCCCAGAGGCCGCAGCAGAGCGACAAGGAGGAGAGGGACCAAUGGUACUCCGUCUUUGGCCACGGCUCACCCAAAGACGAAGCAGGCGCAGGUUUAUCAUGUGCUAGGCCCACCGACAUGUUCAGCGACGUUCCGCUCACCGAAUACCUGGACCUCGACCAGAAACCCACUUUCGUCGUCGACCUUUGCGCAGCGGUUCCAGACGCGAGCACGCCCCCAGCCACCACCAAAGCCGCUGAGCAGCCGUUGCCGAUAGUAUACCAGAACCAGUUUCUGCGAGAGUCCUCAAAGCUGCUGGCUAUUGUGGCAGGAGUGGAGAAUACGGACCCUCACGAUCAUCCCGCGUGGGUCACUUACUCGCUAUUCAGGUCAUGGAUACUGGACCAUGGGACGCGGGAGCGUGGGCUGAGGAAAAUAUCGCCUUCGAUUUCAUACGGAGGAUACAAAUGGGGCAUAUCAACCCUUCGACAACGGUGGAAGAUUGUUCAUGGCGUGCCCACUCGACAUGGAGUGGAUGCUCCUGGGUCAUAUUCCAGUUUGCAUUGGGCAAACGGUAAAACGUGCGUCGAGGAAAACAAUGGACAAGAUGGUAUGCCCAAUCUGGAUAGGCGGCAAAGCAAUCCGCCUCCAGUGAGCCCAGUUCCAGCCGUGCCAGGCACUAGCACUUCGUAUAUACAGUGUCCUAUUGCCAACGUUCCGCGAUAUGACUGGACCUUGACGCCACCUCCGCCCAACAUCUCGUCGCAUAUUCAACUUGCUAGGAAUGUAGAUUGGGCGUCUACCCCAUUAGGGCCCAUGGAAAAUUGGUCACCACUGCUUCGAUUUUUGUGUAACUUUGUUAUGGUCUGUCCGAACCCUGCCAUUUUGUUCUGGGGCCCAGACCUAAAUAUGAUCUACAACGAUGCGUAUCCUCCCCUGGUUGGUGACAAGCAUCCCAGUUUGCUGGGAUCUCCACCCUGGGUCGGUUUUGCCGAGGCUUGGGACGGUUUCCAGCCUUUUUUCCGGAGCUGCGAAGAGACUGGUACAGGUGCAAUGGUUGAGAACAUGCUUCUGUUUUUGAACAGAGGCAAGGGAAUACAAGAGGAGACCUACUACUCAUUCAGUUUUACGCCUAUCAUGAUCGAAGACAAAAUCGUAGCCUGGUACGAGACAGUAUUCGAAACGACGAACCAAAAGAUCACCGAGAGAAGGAUGUCCUCCCUUCUCAGCUUUGGCGAAUUACUGUCUAGAUCUCAAGACACCAAAAGCUUCUGGCAACACGUUAUUCGAGGGCUCGACACGAAUCAGCAUGAUGUACCAUUCACCAUUCUGUACUCCGUCAGCGACCAUCUGAGUUUUGGACUCUCUGGACAUAAUGUUACCACUACGAGGCGCUUCGAGCUCGAGGGAAGCACGGGUGUGCCGGAGGGUCAUCCAGCCUUAGCGACUAGGAUCGAUAUUUCAUUGGGCCGAGAAGGUUUUACGCCAUUUUUCAAAGAAGCUGCAGAAUCCGAGGAACCGAUAUUGCUAAGUCUGGAGAACGGCCGGUUGCCGGCUGUAUUGAUCCACGGCAUAGAUUCCCCAAUCUGGAAUGAACCCUGCAAUUCUGUUGUAAUCUGUGCCAUACGCCCAACCACUGGACACUGCUCGACCCGGAAUACGACGCUGGGUUUCUUGGUCAUAGGCUUGAACUCCCAUAGACCGUAUGAUGAAGAUUACCGGACGUUUAUUAGACUCAUCAGACGUCAAGUCACUACUUCAAUGGCAUCCGUUCUUCUUCUAGAGGAAGAGACGAGGCGCGGCCGUACAAUUGCUGAACAGGCCGCUUUUGACCAGGAAAAGGUCGAAGAGCAACUUCGCGAUCGGACCAGGGAGCUUGAACAAAGCGAACUGCAGCUGAAGCAUUUCGCUGAUGCCGUUCCUACCGGAAUCUUCGUCAUAGAAUUUACACCUGAAAAUAUGGCUGGAUCAUACAGGUACCGGAACGAGAAAUGGUAUGAGCUUACUGGCGAUUCGAGGGAAGAUACCGCGUCAUGGAAGUCGCCAUUGUGGCAGCGAAUGCAUCCGGAAGAUGUUCCCAGUGUUCAAAGGGCCUGGAAAAUGCUCAUCGAGUCAAAAACGGAAAUAAGCUUUGAAUUCCGUGUGCCAAGGUCUUUCCGGAAACCGAGUCCGGUGGAUGAUGACUACCCUUUCACCUGGAUACUUUGCUACGCCUUUUCCGUCGUUACGGAGGAUGGGUGGCUAAGGUCUAUCGUCGGCUCAGUAACCGAUGUGACUGCCGUGCGCUGGGCUGAAGGUAUCCAGAAGAAGAGGAUGGAGGACGCGUUGGAAGCUAAGAGGCAACAGGAGAACUUCAUCGAUGUUACAUCUCACGAGAUGCGCAACCCUCUGAGCGCCAUCAUGAUAUCUGCUGACGACAUCAUCACCUCACUACGUGCGCUGGAUAGAACAGCCCCAGAUUUCCUGGGCCAGGUUGACAGCAGCAUUGACGCCGCAAAAACUGUACUGCAUUGUGCACAACACCAAAGGCGUAUAAUCGACGACGUCUUGACUAUCUCCAAACUAGAUUCCGGCCUUUUCACUAUCAUUCCUGUCGAAAUGCAGCCUACUUCUCUAGUCAAAGACCUCAAGAAAAUGUUUGGCGGAGAACUCAACGCUGCAAAUAUAUCGUCAAACACAAUCAUUGACGAUUCAUUCAAGAACCUCAACGUCGAUUGGGUAUUACUUGACUCGAUGCGCCUGCAGCAAAUCCUUAUCAAUCUUGUCACAAACAGCAUCAAAUUCACGCAGUACGAGGCAAAACGCCAGAUCACCGUCAGGUUGAGCGCAUCGAAAGAGCGACCAAAAGAAAGCCCAGAAGGCAUACAGUACUUGGACUUCCGUAAACCUCGAGAAGAUUUGACUUUGAGGACUAAGGACUGGGGCGAAGGCGAGCAGUUUUACAUACACUUCUCUGUGAAAGACACGGGAUGCGGUCUUACUGUCGAUGAGAAGAAACUUCUGUUCAUGCGCUUCUCGCAAGCUCCUAGGACAAUGGUCCACUAUGGUGGGUCGGGACUUGGCCUCUUCAUCUGCCGUGAACUCUGCGAACUGCAAGGAGGUUCUAUAGGCGUAGAGUCAGAAGCCGGCAAGGGGUCGACCUUUGCCUUUUAUGUCAAGGUGCGCCGGGUUAUACCAAAGAUGAGCGUCGAGCUGCCGCAUAGACACUCACUACCACCCGAAUCCACUGCGCUACAUCAGUCGCAAAAUAUCGAGCAGACCUUCGAACAACCGCAGAUCCGUCGCCUGGACCUCAACGCACCGAGCCUGUACGACGAAGCCCGUUCGGAAUCUCCAGCAUCGGUAUCGACGCAGCUGUCGGUAUCAACACCGAACACCUCGCUGCCAUCUCCACGGACAUUCGACAUCCUUAUUGUUGAAGACAACAAAAUCAACCAGCAAGUGAUGUCAAAAGGACUUGUGAAGCUAGGCCACACGGUCAGCAUAGCAAACCAUGGCGGCGAAGCCAUCGAAUUCCUGAUGAGGACGCGGUGGUGGCACGACAACCCCCGCGGGCAGAACCUCACAGUGGUCCUGAUGGACGUCGAAAUGCCGGUUAUGGACGGGCUGACGUGCGUGCGCUCGAUCCGCGAGAUGGAGAAGGAGGGCAAGCUGAUCAGCUCGGUCAACGUCAUUGCCAUCACAGCGAACGCGCGCAUCGAGCAGGUCAACACGGCCCUGGAGGCGGGCAUGGACGACGUCGUGUCCAAGCCGUUUAGGGUCGCGGAGCUCACGGCUAGUAUCGACCGCCUUCUGGACGCAAAGGACCAGAACGCGUGUUGA